AUGUCCUCCGAAGCCCUGCCGAUCAGCCCCGCGCGCUUCGCCGAGGCGCUCAAGGACCUCUCCCUGAGCAGCCUGCACCUCAAGGUGCUCGAGAUCCGCAACUCGAUCGCCCACCUCGACUACUCCAACGAGAAGCUGCGCCCCUUCGCCACGGGCGCCGAGCCCGUCCUCGGCGCGCCCGCGGCCCAGCCGGACCAGGACUGCGUCGACGCCAUCAGGGAGAACGAGGCCGUCAUCUCGCGCAUGCAGGACCGCAUCCGCAUGGUCCGCGAGGAGGUCGAAGGGCGCGGCUUCAGCUGGACCGAGUUCCAGAGCAAGGAGGAGGCGGAGGCGGAGCGCAGCGCCGCUGGCAGUGGUGGUGGUGCAGACAGCCUGGAGAAUGGCGACGGCGGCGCUGCUAUAAAUGGACACAGCGGAGGCGCUGCUGCUGCUGCACCGGCGGCGACCAGUGGUGAGCGGCCGGUUGCAUCUGGCGACGCGCACGAGGCGUGGAGGGACGGCACUUUUCAGACUGGCAUGAUUCGCAACGGCGAGGUCCACAUGGAUGGGCCGCGGCCAGGCGGUGGCGGCAGCCUGUCAGACGAGCAGCUGCGGCGGGCUCUGGAGGAGCGAAUGAGGGUUGACGAGGAUGAAGACGAUGGAGGCAUGCAUCUUUGA
Molecule: messenger RNA, 657 nt
Organism: Thyridium curvatum
Lineage: Eukaryota; Fungi; Ascomycota; Sordariomycetes; Thyridiales; Thyridiaceae
Exons: 1
Coding region: 1-657 (218 amino acids)
Biological process (GO): proteasome regulatory particle assembly
Molecular function (GO): protein-macromolecule adaptor activity
Source: RefSeq, a predicted model, not a curated record